Molecule: messenger RNA, 351 nt
Organism: Entrophospora sp. SA101
Lineage: Eukaryota; Fungi; Glomeromycota; Glomeromycetes; Entrophosporales; Entrophosporaceae
Source: the annotation of a GenBank genome assembly
AAUGCUGUUAAUGAAGGAAUAAGACCUGAACUUCCAUCAAGACAUCGUCAUCAGUCAUCUCCUGGAAGCGAGACAAAUAGAAUGAAUUUGAUAAUAAAAAUAGGAUUAAAAAGACUUGCAAUAUCAGAAUCAAAUUGUCGUAAUCUUAAGAACAGUAGUAAUAAUAAUAGUGCUGGAGAGGAACACAUCCAGAAAAUUACAGAGUAUAUUACAGAGUAUGUUGGUGUUUGGAAUAAAGACUUUUUUGAACCUAGAAAAAUCAAGAUUGAUAAAGGUUCUCGUGGACAACCUAAAAUAUCAAAACAACAAGCUCGUGGUGCACAUCAAAAAGUUGCAGCAAAGAGUCGUUAA